Molecule: messenger RNA, 4520 nt
Organism: Sus scrofa (pig)
Lineage: Eukaryota; Metazoa; Chordata; Mammalia; Artiodactyla; Suidae
Source: RefSeq
UUUAUGGCAGCAAUAGAAAUCCACUACCGGGGGAAGACACGCCCCCUUUUAGCUGAGAACCUAUAAAUGUCAAGGCAUUUCAUUCAAAUUGAGAACCCAGCAAAAUGGGGACCUCCGCAGUCAUCCUUGAAAUAUGUCUUUUAUUGAGUCAAGUUCUAACCACAGUAUCUUCAACAACGCAAACAGAAUCGACCACUGAAGACCGAACACAAAUCACAGAAACUGCUUUCUGGGAGACGCAGACAAUCAACUCUGUUUCUGAAUCAGAUCUUCCUGGAACACAUGCUUCUUCGUUUCACACGGAGGAACCCUUAACCACAAUCGCAGCAGAAGGGACCGAAUGGGAUUUGGCCCUGAGGCUGGUGAAUGGAGGUGACAGGUGUCAGGGCCGAGUGGAGGUCCUGUACCAAGGCUCCUGGGGCACCGUGUGUGAUGACAGCUGGGACACCAACGAUGCCAACGUGGUCUGCAGGCAGCUGGGCUGUGGCUGGGCCGUAUCGGCCCCAGGAAGUGCCCGGUUUGGUCAGGGCUCAGGGCCGAUUCUCCUGGAUGACCUGCGCUGCUCAGGGCAUGAGACCUACUUGUGGAGCUGCCCCCACAGUGGCUGGAAAACGCACAACUGUGGACACCAGGAGGACGCUGGUGUCAUCUGCUCAGGUGCCCAGCGCUCAUCCACGGUCAUUCCAGCUUGGUGGCACCCAACAACUACAACCACAGCAACUUCUUCGUUUCACACGGAGGAACCCUUAACCACAAUCGCAGCAGAAGGGACCGAAUGGGAUUUGGCCCUGAGGCUGGUGAAUGGAGGUGACAGGUGUCAGGGCCGAGUGGAAAUCCUGUACCAAGGCUCCUGGGGCACCGUGUGUGAUGACAGCUGGGACACCAACGAUGCCAACGUGGUCUGCAGGCAGCUGGGCUGUGGCUGGGCCGUAUCGGCCCCAGGAAGUGCCCGGUUUGGUCAGGGCUUAGGGCCGAUUCUCCUGGAUGACCUGCGCUGCUCAGGGCAUGAGACCUACUUGUGGAGCUGCCCCCACAGUGGCUGGAAAACACACAACUGUGGACACCAGGAGGACGCUGGUGUCAUCUGCUCAGGUGCCCAGCGCUCGUCCACGGUCAUUCCAGAUUGGUGGUACACAACGACUCGUUCCCAAACUGCACACAUCAGAUCUACUAUCCCAGCUUGGUGGCACCCAACAACUACAACCGCAGCAAGGACCGAAUGGGAUUUGGCCCUGAGGCUGGUGAAUGGAGGUGACAGGUGUCAGGGCCGAGUGGAGGUCCUGUACCAAGGCUCCUGGGGCACCGUGUGUGAUGACAGCUGGGACACCAACGAUGCCAACGUGGUCUGCAGGCAGCUGGGCUGUGGCUGGGCCGUAUCGGCCCCAGGAAGUGCCCGGUUUGGUCAGGGCUCAGGGCCGAUUCUCCUGGAUGACCUGCGAUGCUCAGGGCAUGAGACCUACUUGUGGAGCUGCCCCCACAGUGGCUGGAACACGCACAACUGUGGGCAUCAUGAAGACGCUGGUGUCAUCUGCUCAGAUGCCCAGCGCUCGUCCACGGUCAUUCCAGAUUGGUGGUACACAACGACUCCUUCCCAAACUGCACACAUCAGAUCUACUAUCCCAGCUUGGUGGCACCCAACAACUACAACCGCAGCAAGGACCGAAUGGGAUUUGGCCCUGAGGCUGGUGAAUGGAGGUGACAGGUGUCAGGGCCGAGUGGAGGUCCUGUACCAAGGCUCCUGGGGCACCGUGUGUGAUGACAGCUGGGACACCAACGAUGCCAACGUGGUCUGCAGGCAGCUGGGCUGUGGCUGGGCCGUAUCGGCCCCAGGAAGUGCCCGGUUUGGUCAGGGCUCAGGGCCGAUUCUCCUGGAUGACCUGCGAUGCUCAGGGCAUGAGACCUACUUGUGGAGCUGCCCCCACAGUGGCUGGAACACGCACAACUGUGGGCAUCAUGAAGACGCUGGUGUCAUCUGCUCAGAUGCCCAGCGCUCGUCCACGGUCAUUCCAGAUUGGUGGUACACAACGACUCCUUCCCAAACUUGGUGGCACCCAACAACUACAACCGCAGCAAGUCCCUCUUCACCUUGUGGUGGCUUCUUGACCAGUGCCAGUGGGACAUUUUCCAGUCCAUCCUACCCUGGAUUGUACCCCAACAAUGCCAACUGUGUCUGGGAAAUAGAGGUGAACUCCGGCUAUCGCAUAAACCUGGGCUUCAACAAUCUACAGUUGGAGGUGCACAUUAAUUGCAUUUAUGAUUACAUUGAAAUCUUUGAUGAAUCACCGGGUAGCAAUACUUCGCUGGGGAAAAUUUGUAAUCACACCAGCCAGAUAUUCACAUCUUCUUACAACCGAAUGACAGUUCGAUUUCGGAGUGAUGGCAGUGUCCAAAAACCUGGCUUUUCUGCUUGGUAUAACUCUUUUCCAAGAGACGCCAGCUUGAGAUUGGUCAACUCGAACUCCUCCUACCCCUCAUGUGCUGGGCGUGUGGAAAUUUACCAAGGUGGCCGAUGGGGAACUGUUUGUGAUGAUGGCUGGGACAUCCAGGAUGCCCAAGUGGUCUGCAGACAGCUGGGGUGUGGAAAUGCAGUGUCGGCCCCAGGAAACGCUUAUUUCGGCCCCGGCUCUGGCCCCAUCACCUUGGAUGACGUGGCGUGCUCGGGGACGGAAUCCACUCUCUGGCAGUGCCGGAACCGAGGCUGGUUCUCCCAUAACUGUGGCCACAGUGAAGAUGCUGGAGUCAUUUGCUCAGUUCCUGAUUUCACCACCACCCCUCCCGCCACAAAUUAUUCCUGCGGAGGCUUCCUGUCCCAGGCGGCGGGGGGCUUUAACAGCCCCUUCUACCCUGGGAACUACCCGAACAACGCCAACUGUGUGUGGGACAUCGAAGUUCAGAACAACUAUCGGGUGACCGUGGUCUUCAGAGACGUCCAGCUUGGCGGCUGUAACUUCGAUUACAUUGAGGUGUUUGACGGCCCCUACCGCAGCUCCCCGCUGCUUGCCCGGGUCUGCAAUGGGGCAAGUGGCUCCUUCUCCUCGUCCAACUUCAUGUCCAUUCGCUUCAUCAGCGACGUCAGUGUCACAAGGGCAGGGUUCCGGGCUAACUACUACUCCAGUCCUUCUGGGAGCACCCGGCUGCAUUGCCUGCAGAAUCACAUGCAAGCCAGCGUCAGCACGAGCUACCUCCAAUCCCUGGGCUACUCCGCCAGGGACCUUGUCAUUCCCGGCUGGGAGUGGAGCUACCAGUGUCAGCCCCAGAUUACGUCUACCCAGGUGACAUUCACGAUUCCCUACUCCAGCUGUGGCACCAUCCAGCGGGUGGACAAUGACACCAUCACCUAUUCCAACUCCCUCAGAGCGGCUGUCUCAAGUGGCAUCAUCAAGAGGAAGAAGGACCUCCACAUGUACGUCAGCUGCAGAAUGCUCCAGAACACCUGGGUUAACACCGUGUACAUUGCUAACGACACCCUCGAGGUCCAGAACGUGCAGUAUGGCAACUUCGACGUCAACAUUUCCUUUUUUACCUCCUCUUCGUUCUUAUAUCCCGUGAGGAGCAGCCCAUACUACGUGGACCUGAACCAGAAUCUGUACCUUCAGGCUGAGAUCCUCCAUGCCAACGCCUCCCUGGCCUUAUUUGUGGACACCUGUGUGGCAUCACCAUAUCCCAAUGACUUUACAACUUUGACUUACGACCUCAUCCGGAGCGGGUGUGUGAAGGACGAAACCUACCAGUCCUACUCUCAGCCGUCGCCCCGCAUCGUCCGCUUCAAGUUCAGUUCCUUCCACUUCCUGAGCCGCUUCCCCUCCGUGUACCUGCAGUGUAAGAUGGUCGUGUGCAGGGCGUUCGACUCCUCCUCCCGCUGCCGCAGAGGCUGCGUGGUGAGGUCCAAGAGGGACGUGGGCUCCUACCAGGAGAAGGUGGAUGUCGUCCUGGGACCCAUCCAGCUGCAGACCCUGCACGCUGAGAAGAGGAGCCUGGACCAGCCAGCGGUUGACCUGGAGGAGAAGGCCAGCACCCAGGGGAGCUACGACGGUGCUGCUAUCUCUGCUGGGAUCUUUCUCGUCGUGGUCUUGGCCGUGGCAGCCUUCACCCUGGGGAGGCGCGGCCGUGCUGCCGACGGCCAGCCUCUGAUCUCUAAGACAUGAUGCAGGGAAGGGCGCACGGUGCUCAGAGGUCCCCGAGCUCCGGAGCCCCCGGAGGAAGGAAGAAACCAGGGUCCAGAGCUGGGCACCCAGAGCACCCCACUCGCUUCCUCUGGCCCAGGUGCAUGGUGGGGGGUGGGUGAGAAGGACGGGAGUAGGUUUUCCCAGAAACACCGCCUUGGUGCUGGGACAAAACGCCAGGCCAGCAGGUACCAGAACCUGAAAUCCUGCCUGCAGCCAUGAGCCACACUAGAGGCAGCAGCACUUUUCUGGAUAGAACUUACUUUCUGAUCUUUUAUGGGCUUCCGGGGCCUGUCGUGUAUAUCUUAGCCUUUGCUUAUUACAGGACCAGCUGAAUAAAGAACUUUUUUGAAAGCA